CGAGUUGAGUUACCUGCGCGCGUGCAGUACGUGAUUUACGGUCUCGCCGGCCGCCAACCAACCGUCGUCCGCGUGCGCGUGUUCGUGUGUGUUUGCGUGUGCGCGCGUGUUACGUGUGUGUGUAUGUGUGUGUGUGUGUGUGUGUGCGCGUGUCCAAAACUUUUGCGACCCAAUCGCACGAACUUCCGAUAUUCGCCCGUACGGGGCUGCGCGCAAAGUCCCGGCGACAACAAGUUUCGCGCACGCCGUACGUAAUAAAAAAAAAAAAAAAAAAUUAUAAAAAUACCGUUUUUUUUUCCUUCCUUCCUUCGUCUCGCUGCGUGUUCGUCCCGGUGCAGUGUUCGUGCGCGAUCACGGGUAUCCGAACCGUUGCGCGCCGGCAGUGUGCGCCGACGAUUUCUUACCCGCCCGGUCGUUUUGGAUUACUCACCUCGUCGCCGUCCGACAACACGAAUACGCCGAUAUCCCGGUUCAUGCGCUCGCCGAGUCAUGUGGAACAAAUCGUCGAGCGUAAAAACGUUCAAUCAACGUGAUUGUCAGUCAUCGUACAUUGCUGACGCUGUUUAAUGGAUAUCGACGCACAUGAUUCGGACAGACCAAGUCGGUGCACGAUGUACCAGAUUGUUUUGCCAUCUAGUUCCGCGUUCGCAUACAAGAAUUACCUACGCGUCAAUUCGGACGUUCGUAUUGCUGCAUUGAAAAUGUGAUUGAGAGUGACACGUCGUGAAAAUACUGUUUAAACAACAAAACCCAAUUUCGCAAUAUUAUGGACGUUGCGUCCAGUGAUUAUUUAAAGACUGCAUUGUAUUCGGGAGACAACGGCCCAGACACCGGUAACCGAGAUAGUCUUCGACUAAUGGAGCUUGGGCUUCAUCUGGAAACCCUUCACGAUGGAUCACACCGGAUCAACACGUCUGUGGAUCAUUUACUAAACGAUCCAACUCUAUCAGAGAGGAACAACAACGAAUUCGCGUUCGCCAACAACAACAACAACAACAACAACAACAACAACAACAACACCAACAACAAUAACAACAACAAUAAUAACGGUUUCGAAACGAUCAUCAGCAGCGACCACAGCUUCGACUUGGACUGCGCGCCCAGCUCGUUUCCCGACAAGUCCGACAUAGCGGACCAAUGGCGGACGUUGAACACGGACGGCGCCAUCUACACGGUAGAGGUCGUGAACAACUCGGACGGCGGUGCCGGCGAACCACUGUGGUGCAUGCCCGCGCUCACCGAACACCACCAGGACACCAACGCGGUGAACAACUUCGACGAGACGUUGCUGUCGAUGAACGGCACCGAGACCGCGGACCCGGUCGGCUCCAGCCGGUACAUCAAACAAGAGCCGUCGGACUACAUCAAACAGGAGUCCACCGAGUACACCGGAGACGAACUGCUCCGGAACGCUUUACUGGGCAAAACCAAUCAUAACCAUCACCAGAGGUACGGCGACAAGGAUGUCAAGCCAUUAGUGUCAACGGCGUCGGACAGCCAAAAUUCGUCUCCUGGACCGCAGUCGAUGCAAGAUGUCUCGUAUCCAUCAACGUCCUCCGUGGACAUGCAGGAUGUGCUGGCCACGACCAGCAACGGCAACGGCAUCAAUGGCAACACGAUCGUCAUGAUCGACGACGACAUGCCAUCGAUGUCACUACUGGUAGCCGGCGACGGGGCCUCCGCGCAGAACGUCGAUGAUCUCCUCUUGCCAGACUUUGACUUCCAAUACAUCGAUGGUCUGGACAGCGACAUGUCUCAGUCGUUCCAGCAGUACUGCCCCACUAGUCAGGGGUUCGUGUCCUUCAUCGCCGCCGAGGUGGCGAGCAUCUCGCAGAUCCCGACCACGGUGGUGCUGGACCACCGGGAACCGGAACAGGUGUCCACGUCGUCAUCGUCGUCGCCCAUCCGGCCGGCCAAGAAGUACAACCGGGUUGCGGUAUCUGCGAUAUUUAAAAAUCUAACUGGACGUCUCAAGUCGGUAAGAACACCUGAAAUCAUUGUUGAAGUGAGAACAUCAAUAAAACAGUUUCCAUCGCGUUCAGCUAGGAAACAUGCUUCUGGUUUUGGAAUAUCGGAUCGAUCGUUGAAUUUAGCAGAUUGGGUAAAACGUAAAAGUUGCUGUAACAUGGUAUUGAGUGGAGUAGUAUCGAAGCACAUUUCCACAUUUUUGGAAAGGUAA
Messenger RNA from Sipha flava (yellow sugarcane aphid), 2179 nucleotides. Its product is annotated as myosin-G heavy chain-like. The record is from RefSeq and is a predicted model, not a curated record. Lineage: Eukaryota; Metazoa; Arthropoda; Insecta; Hemiptera; Aphididae. The coding region runs from base 767 to 2179 and encodes 470 amino acids. The transcript has 9 exons.